AUGGGUAAUUGUUCUUCUUGUCUUGGUUUGGAUCGUGAUAGAGAUUCGUCGGACGAGGGUGAAGAUCAAAGGUUACUUUUCGAUGAUGCACAUCCCCAUCAUUAUGGCAGUUUCGGGGACCAAAAUUCAAAUAUCAUCCAAGCAGAUCCACUAGAAGUUCAAAGGGAGACGGAGGCCUUACAAAAGGUCGUAGCGCAGACGUCCAAUCAUCUGGUCGAUAUCUUUGCCCUGGUCCCUCCAAACGCUGAUCUCGCACCCGUCACCAUGUACAAUGGUCAAGAUGCAAGACUGUUGCGGUAUCAAGAAGUUCUAGCCAAGAUGCCAUCACAGGACAAAUCGAGCAAUACAAAACCAACCCCCGUCGAAGGUACCCACCCAAUUUCCGAUGGUUGGAUAUCGGAUGAUGAAGAUGUGGAGGAAAUGAAGAAGUACAAGCCGGUCAAAUCAGAAGACGUGGGACCAUUAUUAGGAGGGUUUGCAGAUGCAGAGUCGGCCAUGGAGUAG
Messenger RNA from Sclerotinia sclerotiorum 1980 UF-70, 504 nucleotides. RefSeq lists its product with no specific name. Bases 1 to 504 code for a protein of 167 amino acids. Gene Ontology annotation, biological process: cholesterol homeostasis; positive regulation of MAPK cascade; lysosome organization. Gene Ontology annotation, cellular component: membrane raft; Ragulator complex; late endosome membrane. The record is from RefSeq and is a predicted model, not a curated record. The transcript has 3 exons. NCBI's taxonomy places the organism in Eukaryota, Fungi, Ascomycota, Leotiomycetes, Helotiales, Sclerotiniaceae.